Messenger RNA from Penaeus indicus, 2907 nucleotides. RefSeq names its product tRNA (cytosine(34)-C(5))-methyltransferase-like (gene Nsun2). Bases 23 to 2626 code for a protein of 867 amino acids. Gene Ontology annotation, biological process: tRNA methylation. The transcript has 14 exons. The record is from RefSeq and is a predicted model, not a curated record. NCBI's taxonomy places the organism in Eukaryota, Metazoa, Arthropoda, Malacostraca, Decapoda, Penaeidae. Gene Ontology annotation, molecular function: tRNA binding; tRNA (cytidine-N5)-methyltransferase activity. Gene Ontology annotation, cellular component: cytoplasm; nucleus.
GAAAGCGAGCGCGAGCACGCGGAUGCUGGCUCGAGCGGCCUUACUGCAGAGAGCAAGAUUUCCCGAGACUUUUUCUCCGCAAUUGCAACUUCUCUGCGACUGCCUGCACCUCGCAGACAUGGGCAAGAAGGGAAAGAAGUUUAAGAAGCGGGUGGAUCAACCCAAGAAGGAACGGCCUCAGCACACAAACUACGUAGAGUUGGUCAGAGAGAAUAAAGACUUUGAGACGUAUUACAAGGCCCAGAAAAUUGUUCCGGAAGAGGAAUGGGAUGAGUUCCUGGCCUGCAUGAAGACCAACCUCCCAGCUGCCUUCCGCCUGACAGGGAGCAAGAGCAUGGCUCGGGCCCUCCUCAAGGUGCUCAGCAAGAGCUUUUUUGAGCCCUUAUCGCAGCUGGUGCCACCUGAGCUCACUGAGGAUGAGAUCAAGGCAGGCGAGGAGCCAGUCAAGCCCCUACGCCCGAUCUGUCUGCCAUGGUACCCAGACAACCUCGCCUGGCAGUUAAACUUGACACGACGCAACAUCCGUAGAUGUGAGGCCUACUGGCAGCUGCACCAGUGCCUCAUCUCGGAGACAGAAACGGGCAACAUCAGCAGGCAGGAAGCUGUUAGUAUGAUCCCUCCACUAGUGCUCAAUGUUGAACCACAUCAUAAGAUUUUAGACAUGUGUGCAGCCCCAGGAAGCAAGACAGCACAGUUGAUUGAGUUCCUUCAUUGUUCUGAGGAUGAGUUGGGAGCAGCCAUUCCCCAGGGGAUUGUCGUUGCAAAUGAUGUUGACAACCGCCGCUGCUACAUGUUGACGCACCAGGCCAAGCGUCUCCAGAGCCCCUCCAUCAUUAUUACCAAUCACGAUGCUGCCUUCAUGCCCAAGAUCUACCAUACUCGGAAGGAUGGAAGUGUUGGGCCUCUCAAGUACGACCGCAUCUUGUGUGACGUUCCCUGCUCAGGAGACGGCACCCUCCGCAAAAACUUUGAUGUGUGGGCCAAGUGGAAUCCUGCCAAUGGAGCCAAUCUCCAUGGCCUGCAGCUGAGAAUAGCGCGGCGUGGCUUGGAGAUGCUAGAGGUGGGCGGACGCAUGGUGUAUUCUACGUGCUCCCUCAACCCCCUGGAAAAUGAGGCCGUGAUCCAGCGCCUCCUGAUCGAGGGCAGCGGCUCUGUCAGGCUACUUGAUGUGACAGAGCAGCUACCUGGACUCAAGUUUAUUCCUGGCCUUGAAGAAUGGACCCUGAUGAACAGAGAAAUGGAAGUGAUCAAGACUGUGGCAGAUAUUCCCCUAAAGAACACUAACCUGUUCAACAAGCACCUGUUCCCACCUUCGCCAGAGGACAGAGAGAAACUCAAUCUCCGCAGAUGUAUCAGAAUCUUACCGCACCAGCAAGACACAGGUGGGUUCUUCGUGGCCGUCCUGGAGAAGGUGAAUCCUCUGCCAGGAGAGAAAGUGUACAGACCAAGUGAGCAGACAGCGCAGAAGGAUGAGUCGCACAAAACUCAGAGGAUUAAGGAACCACCCAAGAAGAAGCGAAGACAGGGGUUCAAGGAGGCCCCCUACUACUACUUUGAGGACGAUGAAGUUGUGUGGCCUGGCAUUAACGACUUCUAUGCCAUUCGGGAAGAGAUUGGGCCAGGCCUCUUCCUCAGCCGGACCAGGGAGGGCAAGAAGAGGAACCUUUACUUCACCAACAGCCUUGUCAAGGAUAUUGUCAACUUGAAUCAAGAAGACAUUAAGAUUAUCAACACUGGUGUCAAGGUGCUUGUUAGGAGUGAUAACAAGGGCACACCAUGUGACUUCAGGCUUGCACAGGAUGGAUCUGCAGUAUUGCUGCCUCUCAUAACUAAGCGCAAGAUCACUGUGACGAAGGAAGACCUAGUGAUAAUGUUGCAAAAUGACGAUAUGGAAAUGCCACCUGAAAUCACCACUCUUAAUCCAAAGACACAAGAACAGUGCACAGAGUUGUGUACAGGUGCAAUAGCCUUCCUGUUCAAGGACGAAGAUCUCACCAUAGAGCUGGUGGGUUGGAAGGGCAAUAGGUCUGUCCGUGCAUAUGUGGCAAAGCAUGACCGUCUCCACUACCUUAGACUUUUAGGUGCAGACACUUCAAAAUACGAGAAGAAUAAAUUCCAAGAACAGAGAGACCUGGAAGCCAAAAGCGCUGCUAGUGAGAACAACAGUGAAAUGUCACUUGGCAAUGCAAACAGUGAUGUCACAGAUAUGACGAAUGAUGAAACUUUAAAAGAGAAUAGCAAUGGUGAAAUGGUCAAUGAAGAUUUACCUAAUUUCUGCAGUACAGGUGCAAUAGCCUUCCUGUUCAAGGACGAAGAUCUCACCAUAGAGCUGGUGGGUUGGAAGGGCAAUAGGUCUGUCCGUGCAUAUGUGGCAAAGCAUGACCGUCUCCACUACCUUAGACUUUUAGGUGCAGACACUUCAAAAUACGAGAAGAAUAAAUUCCAAGAACAGAGAGACCUGGAAGCCAAAAGCGCUGCUAGUGAGAACAACAGUGAAAUGUCACUUGGCAAUGCAAACAGUGAUGUCACAGAUAUGACGAAUGAUGAAACUUUAAAAGAGAAUAGCAAUGGUGAAAAUGGGUCAGACACAAAUGGUGAAAAUAUUAUAGAAGCUGAAGAAAAAUAAACUUUUUUUCUUCUUCUUUUUAAUUGUUGGAAUCAUUGUAAUUAAAGAUUUACCUAAUUUCUGCAGCAUUGAUGUGAUUUAGGGUUUAUUUUUCAUUAUACAUUUUCAACAAUAAAUGGAAACACAAAGAGAAAGAAAUGUUAAUUAGAAGUGUUUUCUUUUAUUUUUAUUUUUUCUAAUAUGCAGCACAUCUGUAACAGUUGUGACAAUUAUUAUAUUGUUCAUAUUAUGGUAUAAGGAAACACUUUUUAUGGAUAUUUUGCAAUAAAGUGUUAAUUAGA